AUGCUUAAAUGGAAUCUCCACUUCAAAAGGCGAUGUAGACGAAUACUGGGUAAAUAUAGAGUCAUUAUAAGUUGUCUCGUUAUAAUAUUAUUCCCUACUUUACUAGUUUUAACGCUAGGUGCUAGAAAUUCCAGUACAUCCCUCGCUAAUGAGGAAAUAAUCACAAAGAGGGAUGGCGUUUUCUUCAAAGGAUGUGUCGAUACCCCUGAAUACUUGGAGGAUCCAUAUUACACCAAGAUGAAUGCGACAUUCGUUAUGUUGACUAGAAAUGAGGAAAUGGACGAAGUUUUGAAAACGAUGCAAAGUAUAGAGACUCAUUUCAACCAAUGGUUUCAGUACCCAUAUGUUUUCUUGAAUAACGAGCCAUUCACGGAAGAAUUCAAAUUGCGAAUUACUUCGAUGACUAACGCCGAAGUUGAUUUUGGCAUGAUUGAAGAGACUGAUUGGGAGUUUCCUGAAGAUAUCCGCGAUACUUUUGCAUUUAAGAACGCUAUUCAAGAACAAGGUGAUAGAGGUAUUUUAUAUGCGCACAUGGAAUCAUACCACAAGAUGUGUCGAUUUUAUUCUGGUAUUUUCUACAAGCAUCCACUGGUAAGGAGACAUGAGUGGUAUUGGAGGCUGGAACCAGAUGUAGAGUUUUUCUGUGAUAUAUCGUACGAUCCUUUUUACGAAAUGGCCAAAACCAAUAAGAAGUACGGAUUUACCGUCGUACUCCCGGAGAUUUAUUGGAGUGUACCCAAUCUUUUCCGAUACACUAGGGCCUUCAUUCGUGAAAAUCGAGUCAAAGUGGGUAAUCUGUGGAACUUAUUUGUCACAAACUAUGAUAUUCUGGACACCGAUGAUGAAGAGCUGUCGGAAUUUGUCAAUCACGAAGAAGACGUCGAACCAAAAAUGAGCGAAAAGGUUGCAAUUGACCAUAUGUUUGACACAAAAGAAUUUGAUGAGGACAGCAUGGGGAUGCACAUGCUGAUUAGGAGAGCAAAAUCGAAAAUACCGACCAAAGAGGACAAAUUCGAUAAUCAGGAGUACAACUUAUGCCAUUUCUGGUCAAAUUUUGAGAUCGCAAGGAUCGACGUUUUUGACAACGAUUUUUACAAUUCAUACUUUGAGUUUCUAGAGAAGAGCGGCGGUUUUUGGAGAGAAAGAUGGGGAGACGCCCCAAUCCAUUCCCUCGGGCUUGGGAUGAUGUUGGAUGUUGACGAUAUACACUAUUUCAGAGAUAUCGGCUACCGCCACGCCGACGUCCAGCAUUGCCCCAAGAACUGGAACGGUUUCCAACAGGAAAAGAAAGUAGGCCAUGGCCAACUGCCCUACAUGCCGUUCGAAGACAGGUUCAAACGCAGAGCCGGCCUGUGGAACUCAUACGACACAGGGACCGCAGCAGGAUCUGGCUGCAGAUGCAAGUGCAGCAAGAGAAGGAAAGAUAUAGAGGACCGCGCGUACGAGUGUAUAGAUCUCUGGGCCUCCCUGGUGUCUGCCAGCGAUUCAUUCCUGGAAAGCGGAGGUUUCGUGCCCAACAUGAAUGCCCAGGAAAUCGAGUCCAGCAUCGAGCGCGAUUACGAAUCUCACUUUGCCGCCCAGUAA
Messenger RNA from Zygotorulaspora mrakii, 1584 nucleotides. Its product is annotated as glycosyltransferase family 15 protein. Gene Ontology annotation, biological process: protein N-linked glycosylation; cell wall mannoprotein biosynthetic process. Gene Ontology annotation, cellular component: Golgi apparatus; membrane. The transcript has a single exon. Gene Ontology annotation, molecular function: alpha-1,2-mannosyltransferase activity. NCBI's taxonomy places the organism in Eukaryota, Fungi, Ascomycota, Saccharomycetes, Saccharomycetales, Saccharomycetaceae. The coding region runs from base 1 to 1584 and encodes 527 amino acids. The record is from RefSeq and is a predicted model, not a curated record.